UCCCUCGCUCCUCUAGCCGCGCUGGGUGGGCCAACACUGUUGCCGGCUGUGCUUGCGCCGGGCAAGCAAAGCCCCCUCUGGCCAGCUCUGCCAUGGACUACCAGAAGCCCUACUCGGUGCAGGCCACCGCGGCCAUCGCGGCGGUCAUCACCUUCCUCAUCCUCUUCACCAUCUUCGGCAACGCACUGGUCAUCCUGGCGGUGUUGACGAGCCGCUCGCUGCGCGCCCCGCAGAACCUGUUCCUGGUGUCCUUGGCCGCCGCGGACAUCCUGGUGGCCACGCUCAUCAUCCCUUUCUCGCUGGCCAACGAGCUGCUGGGCUACUGGUACUUCGGGCAAGCGUGGUGCGAGGUGUACCUGGCUCUCGACGUGCUCUUCUGUACUUCGUCCAUCGUGCACCUGUGUGCCAUCAGCCUGGACCGCUACUGGGCGGUGAGCCGCGCUCUGGAGUACAACACCAAGCGCACCCCGCGCCGCAUCAAGUGCAUCAUCCUCACCGUGUGGCUCAUUGCAGCUGUCAUCUCGCUGCCGCCCCUACUCUACAAGGGCGACCGGGGCCCUCAGCCCCGCGGGCGCCCACAAUGCCAGCUCAACCAAGAGACCUGGUACAUCCUGGCCUCCAGCUUUGCGUCCUUCUUUGCCCCCUGCCUCAUCAUGAUCCUCGUCUACCUGCGUAUCUACCUGAUUGCUAGACGUAGCCACCACAGAGGUCCCAGGGCCAAGAGGGGUCCUGGGGAGGGUGAAUCUAAGCAGCCCUGCCGGGUCCCUGGGGGGACAUCGGCCAAACUGCCGACCCUGGCCUCCCACUUGGUUGCUUCUGAAGAAGCCAAUGGACUCUCUAAGCCCACUGGGAAGAAGGAGCAGGUAGGGACCCCUGAAGAUCCUGGGAACCCAGCCUUGCCACCCAGCUGGCCUGCCCUUCCCCAUGCAAACCAGGGUCCAAAGGAAGGUGUUUGUGGGGCAUCUCCGGAGGAGGAGGUUGAAGAGGAGGAGGAGGAGGAAGAGGAGGAGUGUGGACCUCAAGCCUUGCCAGUCUCCCCUGCCUCAGCUUGCAGCCCGCCCCUGCACCAGCCACAGGGCUCCCGGGUGUUGGCCACCCUGCGUGGCCAGGUGCUCCUGGGCAGGGGUAUGGACGCUGCAGGUGAGAAGUGGUGGCGUCGGCGUCGGCGGGCUCAGCUGACCCGGGAGAAGCGGUUCACCUUUGUGCUGUCUGUGGUCAUAGGCGCCUUCAUGCUCUGCUGGUUCCCCUUCUUCUUCAGCUACAGUCUGGGUGCCAUCUGCCCGAAGCACUGCAAGGUGCCACAAGGCCUUUUCCAUUUCUUCUUCUGGAUUGGCUACUGCAACAGCUUGCUAAACCCUGUCAUCUACACCAUCUUCAACCAGGACUUCCGCCGUGCCUUCCGAAGGAUCCUUUGCCGCCAGUGGACCCAGACGGCCUGGUGAGCCGCCUGCCUGCUGCCCUCGUGGGGUUGGUGCCAGGUAGCGCCAGGGCCACACUGCCUCCUACCCUGUUAUAUGUGGUCACCUCCCUGGCGCUGUUUGGUUUCUGCUCAGGUAGUGCAGACCUCAUCUUGGGAGCACCCUGGGAGGAACAUGGGCAGGGGUGCUGGUCACGGGGUCUAUGCUAAGCCUUCCCUUGCUGGCUUGGCUGUGGGGGGACGUCUUCUCCAUGCCCUGCCUGAGUGCAGGCAGAUAGAGGAGGCCUGGGCCUUCCGGAGUGUGGCAGAGGCCUGGCUUGGACAGAGCCUGGCCUUCCGGAACCCCAGAACCCUGUACACUUCCUCGAGGACCUUGUGGUCCCUGGCAGGCCACUUGCUUGUGGUGUUUUGUUUCUUUUUCAUCUUCCUCAGUAAAGAGCAGGAAGCCAGCCUUCCAUUCUCCCCAGGAGGCUGAGGAGGAGGCAGAAACAAUGAUGGCCGUACAUUCACAUUGAGGACCCGUGGUUUCCAUUAGGUGAGGGUUUGUAGGCUGACUCUAUCCCUGGGCCCUUCUUCCCCUUCCCCCUGCUUUUGGAUGUGUAGCUCCUUUGAAGGCCAAAACUGUGAUCUGAGUCCCACCCGGCGCCCCUCUGGAGGCCUGGCCUCUGCCUCAACAGGACAUUCCCGAUCACUAGCAUUCACCCCCUGCAAAAUCCAGGGCAACAGUAGCUUGCUGCCUACUUGCUGCAGGGAGAUGAAAGGCAUUGCACAAAGCUUUGAGCUCCAUGGGGGAACCGAGAGACCCAGAAAAUGUGAUUAUUUGGUGAUAUGAAAAUUCCCUGUCUUUGUGUUUACCACCACCUGUCUUCCUAUAGAUUUUAGUUCUGUGCCGGGGGUGUGAAUUCCUACCCCAAACUGGAAGUGGGGAGUGGCAGACAGAACCUCUAUUUCAGUUAAAGGAUUUCUUUGAGAAUGUGUUCUUGUGCCUGCAAAGGUUUGAGUUAUUAUGCUGCAUGACAACCUGACAUUUCACCUGCAACACCAAGAGGGUUUUCUGUGGCUUGGGCACCCCUGGGAGGGUUAAGUCUUUUGUCAUCAAGAAGGCAAAUUGUUUCCUCAAGAUAGCUAAAAAUACCCACAUCCUGGGAAUGGGCUGACAUGAGAGCCUGUGCCAGGUGACAGAGCCCGCCCCCCGGCGGGAUUCUGGGCUGGAGCAGGUGAGCAAGGGCCCUCUGGACGCCUGGGGGAGCCUCAAAGCCAAGUGCCAGGCAGGGCUCUAAGGCCCAAAUGGGUCCCGAUGAUGCAUAGCUGAUCCCACCUCGGAUGGGUGCCAUGGGUGUUGGCUGGCCGCCUCCGCCCAGCCAUGUGGCUCUCCCCACUGAUGGAGCUCCAGGGGCCUCUUCCUCCUCGUUCUCAACCCCCACCCCAGACACUUGAACCCAGAACAGUUUGGAACAUGUUUCCCAGUGCUCCCCCGUAAGAGUGCCUGACUUCAAAAGUAAGCCGGUGGGAUCUUCACCGGGGGUGGGGUAAGCGGCAGGGACUGUUGGCACUCCGGGGGACCUGGCCAGAUGGCGAGGGGUGCUAAGGGUGUUUUCUGGGUUAGAGAGAAUGGAGGGGACCAAAAGGAGUCCCUCAGUUUGUUCCUCAGUUUCAGUGUGAGGCCAGGGCAUUGCCCUGGGUCAGGGCUGGGUAGGAAGGUGGCCCUGAGGGAGGGGCUGACUUGUGACAGCUACUGACUGGUCUCUGUGCCCCAGGGCACCCCUGAUAUUGUUGCCUGCUGCCUCCUUAUUGUGAUAUGUAGGUGUUUUUUAAAGG
Molecule: messenger RNA, 3235 nt
Organism: Myotis lucifugus (little brown bat)
Lineage: Eukaryota; Metazoa; Chordata; Mammalia; Chiroptera; Vespertilionidae
Gene: ADRA2B
Product: adrenoceptor alpha 2B
Exons: 1
Coding region: 93-1442 (449 amino acids)
Biological process (GO): regulation of vasoconstriction; platelet activation; adenylate cyclase-activating adrenergic receptor signaling pathway
Cellular component (GO): membrane
Molecular function (GO): alpha2-adrenergic receptor activity
Source: RefSeq, a predicted model, not a curated record